Messenger RNA from Musca vetustissima, 768 nucleotides. Its product is annotated as protein takeout-like. Lineage: Eukaryota; Metazoa; Arthropoda; Insecta; Diptera; Muscidae. The record is from RefSeq and is a predicted model, not a curated record. The transcript has 4 exons. Bases 5 to 757 code for a protein of 250 amino acids.
CAAGAUGAAGUCAACACUAGCAACCGUUGCAUUGUUUCUGAUCAUUGCUCAAAUGACGACAACUAUUUGUGGUGUCACAAUGCCUGACUACAUUAAGGUUUGCUCUCGCAAUGAUCCAAAGAUAAACGAAUGUAUUAAGAAUACUGUUCACGAUAUGCGACCCUACCUCAAGGAUGGUAUCAAAGAAUUGAAUGUCCCCGCCAUGGAGCCGCUUUUCAUCGGUGAUCUCAAUAUCUUGGAAGGUGGCAGUGCGGGUAUUAAUGUUAAGGCGAAAGAUUUGAACAUCUAUGGAGCAUCGAAUUUUGAAAUUAAGAAACUGAAAAACUCCAAUAAUGGCAUGCGCUACGAUUUCGAAAUAAAUCUACCACGUUUGCAGGGAGAAGGCAAUUACGACAUCAAUGGUCAAAUUUUAACACUACCACUGCGAGGCAAUGGACCUUUUACCGGCAAUUUCACCAACUUUUAUGCCUUUGUGAAAAUCCUUUUCGAUGUCAAGGUAGUGAAUGGUGAAGAAUAUCUACAAAUCAAUAAUUUGGAAGUGAAAAUUCGCACCGGCAAGGGACGUAUCCGUCUGGAGAAUCUCUUCAAUGGUGACAAGGCCUUGGGUGAUGUUGUCAACGAUACCAUCAAUCAAAAUUUCGAAGUAUUUACAAAUGAGCUGAUUGGACCCAUUGAACGGGCUUUAGAGAAGAAAUUCUUAGCUAUAUCACGUAAAAUUAUUGAAAAUUUCACAUACAAUGAAUUGUUCCCCGUGUAAAAAUACACACU